UGACAAUUUGCUGUUACUUCCUGUUAUUGUUACUUCCUUGAUGCUGUGCUGACUUUAAAGAUAUCGAUCGAACGGCGUGGGUGCUACACAUUUCCACCGAGCUGGCGAGGUGAAACGCCAUAACUCGCAUACAUUGACUAAACGACAUCAGUGAAAAACAUAUUCCUCCUGAGCAGCAGGAGUAUACCUCCAGGAUGAAGCAGGAGGAGCCAUUGCCCCCUCACAUCAAAGAGGAAGAGGAGGAGCCACAGUUACCCUGCAUUAAAGAGGAAGAGGAGGAGCAACUGCUCCUCUGCUUUAAUAGGGAAGAAAAUGAGCUACAGCCCCCCAUUAUUAAAGAGGAAGAGGAGGAGCCGAUGCCCCCCAACAUCAAAGAGGAAGAGGCUCACAGCAUCAGUCUAGGAGAGCAUGUUAAAGAGUUAGGGGAGUUCCCAGAGAUUGUUGUCAUUGUGAAGAGUGAAUAUGAUGAGGUCAAAGGUGAAAGUGAAGAGAAGAGAAAGGUGGAGCCUCCAAGCAGCAGCUCAACUCAACUCAUGACAAUGGAAGCUGAUGUAGAACACCGUGGAGGAUCACAAACAGACAACCUCUUGGCUCCGCUAUCAGAGAGCGAUGACACAACAUCAGACUCUUCUGACACUGAUGAUAAAGACUAUAACGUUGGUAUGACAUGUCACUCUGACAACAUGCACUUUAAAUGCUCUCACUGUGACAAAACCUUUAAUAGCUGUAGUAGACGGAUAAUACACAUGAGAAUACACACUGGAGAGAAACCAUUCAUAUGCUCAGUUUGUGGUAAACGUUUUACUCAGAAAGGACAUUUGACAACACACACAAGAAUACACACUGGAGAGAAAUUGUUUACGUGUUCAGUGUGUGGAAAAUAUUUUGGACAAAAGGGUAAUUUGAAUGAACACAUGAGAAUACACACAGGACAGAAACCAUUCUUAUGCUCAGUUUGUGGUAAAAGUUUCACUCAGAGUAGAACUUUCACAAAACACAUGAGAAGACACACUGGAGAAAAACCUUUUUCAUGUACAAGCUGCAACAAAAGAUUCAGUGAGCAAACAAACCUUGUAUCACACAUGACAAUACACACUGGAGCAAAACUGUUCACCUGUUCAGUGUGUAGUAAAGGUUUUGUACAAAAAGUAAAUUUGAAAGAACACAUGAGAAUACACAUUGGAAAGAAACAAUUCAAAUGCUCAGUUUGUGGCAAAGGUUUUAUUCAGAAAAGAUAUUUGAUCAAACACAUGAGAACGCACACUGGUGAGAGACCGUUCAUAUGCUCAGUUUGUGGUAAAAGUUUCACUCAGAAAGGACAUUUGACAACACAUAUAAAAAUACACACUGGAGAGAAACGGUUUAUUUGUUCAGUGUGUCGUAAAGUUUUUGGACAAAAAGGUAAUUUGAAAAAACACAUGAGAACACACACAGGCGAGAAGCCGUUCACAUGCCAAGUUUGUGGCAAAAGUUUCAAUCAGAAAAGAUAUUUGGCAAAACACAUGAGAAUACACACUCGUGAAAGACCUAUUUCAUGUUCAAGCUGCAACAAAAGCUUUAAUGAAUGAAUAAACAUUGUAAGACACACACGAACACACUGGUGAGAUACAAUACUCAACUCAGUUUGUAGUAAAAGAUUCACUGAAUGAAUAAACAUUGUAAGACACACACGAACACACUGGUGAGAUACAAUACUCAACUCAGUUUGUAGUAAAAGAUUCACUUAGAAAGGAAAUUUGACAACACAUUAGAACACACACUGUAGAGACAGCGUUAAGUUGCAAAUACUUUAAAGACUCUUUAUUGUCAAUUCCUCCAAUUGUGCAAGACAUAAGGAAAAAUGAAAUACAGUUUCUCUUUCGCAUAAAAUCUCCCAGUGUGGAACCGUAAAAUAUGUGUCUUUUAACCAAUAUUUAACAAAAAUAACACUAUUUAUAAGACAAAGUGUGCUGGUAAGAACAUCAGCAGUCAGUGAAGUUUACAUAAAAUAAAAGUAAACAGUGAAGAUUUAGUGGUAGUGUUAUUGUUAGUAACUAGUUAGUAGUUACCGCAGUGUUAAUUACUGUUAACCCUAUGUUGGUGGAUUUGUGUCUUUACUAAAACAUGUUUUUCUGACACUGGCACUUGUGUAACUAAAUGUUUUGCAUUUUAAGCUUGUAAACUGAAUUUCUUUACAUCAAAUUAUGCUGAUAAUUUCAUUAAAUAAAAAAUUGUGAGCAAAAUUUAAUUUUAAAAAUUCUGUUUGAUAAAACAGUGUUUUAAAAAUUAUGUGUAAAAAACAUCUGUGUGUAAAAAUUCAGUGCAGAAAUAUUCCUUGCUUCAAAACUAAAGACCCACUUUUGGUACAUCAAGACUGACACAAGCGAUCCUGUCUCAGAACCAGCCAAUGAGGUGUCACGUUUGCAGUCAUGUGACUAAGGUCUUACAAAGAGGCAGGUUACUUGCACUACUGCUACAUGUAAUCUACUGAAUGUGCUUUCAUCCCUUUUUAUGAAAACUUUAAACAGUGGAGGUUGCUGUGCAUUAGUGAAAAAAUCAGUGUAAAAAUGCAAUAAACCAAAUUAUUUGAGAAAUCAGACUAAUUUAGUGCAUGGAAAUGUAGUGAAUGUGUUAAACACAAGCUUAUUUUUUAAUUUGCAAUGUUGUUUUUUGUUUGAUUUUUUUUACAUUAAAUGACUAUUGUUAUUUUCAUUUGUGUUGACUUGAAGUCAACUUCAGCAGACACAGUGUAACUGAAGGGUGUAAUGGCACCUCCAAACCUGAGGGAGGCAGUAAUAUCGUAGAUUUCAGCUUCAAUUCGCCAUGAAGAAGGUCAAUCUAGCAACAUGUGUGUCAAACUUGUGGUCCCUGAGGGCCACAUCGCAGUUAUGGCUGCCCUCAGAGCAUACUUGCCAACCCUCCCAAAUUUUCCGGGAGACUCCCGAAUUUCAGUACCUCUCCCGAAAAUCUCCCGGGACAACCAUUCUCCCGAAUUUCUCCCGAUUUCCAGCCGGACUUAAGGCACGCCCCCUCCAGGUCCGUGCGGACCUGAGUGAGGACAGCCUGUCGUCACGUCCGCUUGGCCAACCAAAAAAUAACCACAGAACACUGUACCGUAUAGUGUUCUGUGGUUACUUUUUGGUUGGCCAACAGUUUACGUUGCAUUGCGCACCCUGACGGCAAGUG
This is a messenger RNA of Entelurus aequoreus (snake pipefish), 3165 nucleotides long. Its product is annotated as zinc finger protein OZF-like. Lineage: Eukaryota; Metazoa; Chordata; Actinopteri; Syngnathiformes; Syngnathidae. The transcript has 3 exons. The record is from RefSeq and is a predicted model, not a curated record. The coding region runs from base 195 to 1568 and encodes 457 amino acids.